Molecule: messenger RNA, 447 nt
Organism: Colletotrichum graminicola M1.001
Lineage: Eukaryota; Fungi; Ascomycota; Sordariomycetes; Glomerellales; Glomerellaceae
Exons: 2
Coding region: 1-447 (148 amino acids)
Cellular component (GO): cytoplasm
Molecular function (GO): protein phosphatase inhibitor activity
Source: RefSeq, a predicted model, not a curated record
AUGAACCCCCUCCAGAAGAACAAGAUCGACGUCUCGUCUCUCUCGCCUGAGGAGCAGCGUCUUUUUCGCCUCUACGGAAAGCUUCCCUCUCGUUCGGACCACUUCGCCAAGCACCUGAAGGACCGCAAGUACUUCGACUCAGGGGACUAUGCCAUGUCCAAGGCUGGCAAGGGCGACAGCGUCGACACGGGCGCCGUCGGCUCUCAACACCCCGUUCCCGAGAAUAUCCCUCACCUCUCGAGCCCCGUCAACAAUUCCUCGUCCUCCCUCAACGGCAACAAGCAUCACGGCAGCAUCCCCAGUGGCGCUCACGCUGGCAGCCCCGUGAAGGAGGCAAGCUUCCUCAACCAGGAGACCAGCGCCGAGGAGGUUGAGCACAAGGACAAGGAGAAUAACUUGCCGGUCGACGAAGCCGCCAAGAUGGAGAGCAUUCCUAUCCGGAGAUGA